AUGGUUAGAAUUAGAUGUAUCAGUUAAAUGAAUAAAAGAAACUUAGAAUGCAACUAUUUUAUUAUAAUAAAAUAAUCAUAACUUCAAAGCAAUCCAUACAUUUUGUUUAUAAAAAUCCAUUAAGUCAGCAAAUAUUGUGUUGGAAACAAUGAAUUCUUUUUUAGUUUCUUAAAAAAAUGCUUAAAUUCUAAAUGUAAGGCAUUUAGGAAUACUGUGAUAGAAUAAUAUUAAAAAAAGCUUUUAUAAAGUAUGUUGAAGAAUAAAUCAAAUGAUGAUGAGAUGUUUACAUUCAUAAAGAUCCUCCAUUUGUAGAAAAAGUGA
Paramecium sonneborni is the source of this 321-nucleotide messenger RNA. The record is from the annotation of a GenBank genome assembly. NCBI's taxonomy places the organism in Eukaryota, Ciliophora, Oligohymenophorea, Peniculida, Parameciidae.